Messenger RNA from Strongylocentrotus purpuratus (purple sea urchin), 3709 nucleotides. RefSeq names its product cytochrome P450 10-like. Gene Ontology annotation, molecular function: iron ion binding; monooxygenase activity; oxidoreductase activity, acting on paired donors, with incorporation or reduction of molecular oxygen. Bases 810 to 2360 code for a protein of 516 amino acids. Lineage: Eukaryota; Metazoa; Echinodermata; Echinoidea; Camarodonta; Strongylocentrotidae. The transcript has 10 exons. The record is from RefSeq and is a predicted model, not a curated record.
UACAUUGUUAUUCAUCAGGGCGAUAAUCACAGGGCAUUAGCCCUAGCCUUUUAUGUAGACAGGGAUACUGCACGGAACACAGGAAGGCUGGUUCAUUGACCGUUUUAAAAGAGUGGGUUCGCCACUGGGUAAUUGAUCGUAAACUGACAAUCAUGCUACUACGUACAUCUGUUUAGGGGAGUAUCCUGUCGAGGGGUUGUGGGUGGUAAAAGCCGGUCUUCAGAAGUGAUAAGGUCGUGCUACGGUAAGGAGGUGCGGAUCAGGGGCUCUCUGUAUUCAACUUGUUCAUCACGCAUUAUUGCUAUUCCUCUGCCUUUCUGGAACGCCUAUCUGGAGAGUUGGCCACUCGCAUUGGGAUUGGACUUGCGGAUCUUUAACAGUUUGUUUUACGAAGUGCCAAGUGGUUGUUGGUAUUACCCAGGGUCUUUAACAGGUGCAGUGGUGUGGAAUAUACCUGGAGAUUUCUCUGUCAUCAGAAGAAGAAAAACAUAUACCUCAUUAUUCAGAUCCACUGUAUACGUCGACGUUUGAAGAUCGUUAUUGAUACUAAAUGACAAUAACUUAUUCAAAAACAGUUUCAAGCAUUGCCGAUCAGUCUUUGUUUGAAUAUAAGUAGAAAAACUCUGAGCUAAACAUAUUUGUGCAACACGCGGACACAUUAAUCACUUGAAGAAGCACGUGCAAUGCCAUUUUAUCAUCAUUUCAAUGGCCUUUGAAAUCAAUUUGACGGUUUGAAUUGAGUCUGCCCUUGAUUGUUCCUGAAUUUAUUUUCGACAGCUUCCACAUUUUGACGAUCAAACUUCUUGAAGAUGUUGCCAGCAAGCGUCGGCCGGACAUCGGCCUGCCGUAUGGCCUCAAUGGCACAACAGAUCCUGCACAGACAUGUCGGUACAAUGGUCACAUCAGAACAUCUGGAAGACGCCAAGCCCUACGAUGAGAUCCCAGGUCCCAAAGGAGUACCUUUCUUCGGCUCACUCUUCGACUACACUGGUUUGGGCCCUUACAAAUUGGACAAACUGCAUGAAGCCACCGUGGACAGAUUCCGUAACUUUGGCCCCAUCUUCAAGGAAACCCUGGCCGGUGUCACCCACGUACACAUUAUCGACCCCACCGACGUCCGGGAGCUGUUCAGAAACGAGGGGAGGAGUCCGAAGAGGACACCAAUAGAUGCCAUGGUCAAAUAUAGGAGGACACGGAAAAGACACAUCGGCAUGGCAAACACAGAAGGCGAGGAGUGGCAGAGGCUUCGCAAACCUGUCCAGCAUCUUCUGAUGAAGCCUCAGAGUGUGUACGCCUAUAUUCCCAUCAUGGAAGAGUGUGCAGACGACUUCGUAACACUGAUGAAGGAAACGCAAGACGUCGAAUCGCAAGAAGUACCGGAAUUCAACCACAAAAUGCAGAGGUGGACGCUAGAAUCCGUAUGUGCCAUCGUCUUUGACACGAGGAUGGGGUGCCUGAACACCGGGCUUGAUAACAACCCUGAGGCCUUAGAUAUGAUCGUCUCGGUGUCCAACUUCUUUGACAGUCUCAAAGACCUUACCUUCAGCUUUCCCUUCUGGAAGUUCGGCAUCACCACCAAGGCAUGGACAAAGUUCACCGAAGCACAGGACUACUUUUUCGGAAUGUCGAAAAAGUAUGCCACAAUAGCACUAGAUAGGAUGAAGGCAGCUGUCGGGACUAGUACUCAAUCAGAAUCAGAGGGAACCUUCCUCGAAUGCCUCCUAGCCAGGAGAGACUUUGAUAUUGAUAGCCUGUGCGACCUCAUGAACGACCUCAUGAUCGCAGCGGUUGAAACGACGGCGAGUACCUUGGCUUUCAACUUGUACUGCUUAGCUAAGAACCCAGAGGUCCAAGAGAGGGUGUUUCAAGAGAUUAACCAAGCCAUCCCACCAGGAACAAAGAUCACGGCUCAGUCGUUACAGAAUCUUCCAUACCUCAAGGCCUGCAUCAAAGAAACUGUCAGGGUCUUCCCAACUGUUGAUGGAACAAACAGGAUACCAUCAAGAGAGAUCGCUCUUGCAGGCUACAGAAUCCCUCCUGAUACCAUUGUGAGGAUUCACUGCAUUGCGGGUCUCAUGGAAGAGUACUUCCCCUCACCAGAGAAGUUCAAACCAGAAAGAUGGCUGAGAGGCGAUGCAGAGUGUGAGAACAUUGACCCAUAUCUCAUCCUUCCCUUCGGUUAUGGUUCCAGGAUGUGCACGGGCAGGCGGAUGGCCGAACAGGACCUUUACAUCAUGCUGAUCAAGAUCGUUCAGAACUUCAAGAUUGAGUGGCACCAUGAGGAAGACAUGGAACUUAUCUUCAGACUCACCAACGUUCCUGACAGGCCUGCACAGUUCAGAUUCGUUAGUCGGACAUGAUAUUCUCCAUUAAAAAAAAACACUUGAAACCAAGUAGAACUAUGUACUUGUCUACCAUCGUGUUUCUGUUUGAUUAUCGUACAUAAUGUGGCAAGGCUAGCAAGCAACAACUGACCAUUAUUCUCCAUCACAGCAUUUAAGCUGAAAAGGAUACAGCAUCAAUUUUUCGCAUCUAGAUGAUCUUGUGCAGCUGUCACUGUGUUAUAAAUUCAAAGACAAUGGAUGCAUGAAGCAAUGGUUUCCUUCUUGAUUUGCCGUCAACAUUUCAGUGUCGAUCUUUGGCCUUCAAAAGAUCACAUUGUAUCCUUUGAGGUAAUGUCUGCAAGGCCUUAAGUGAGUUCUGCAAACUCAUUUCAUGGACAUUGUCCUCGUCAAUUGUUGGCAUUACAGACUGUUGGGAUCAAUUUGUGUCAGCCGAGUUGUGACCUGAAGGUUGCAACGUCCUUUCAAUGACCAACACCGGGAUUGUCACUAGAGAAUUCUGCUGUUCAGGAAAGUUGCAUGGUCAACAGGACCAAAGACAUCAUCAGCUGUAUCAAGUUCAAGAACUUGUUGAGAAUGUUUACUCUCUGAAAACAACUGGUCUGAAUUAUUGUUAAAAUAAGGAGGCAGGGGAACGUCCUCAAGUCACAUGAAGAAGUCUCUCCUAUAUACAAUGUUUUCCAUCGGAAUAUUGACACUGAUAACGGGAGAGCGAGAGCAACUCCUCUGAACAAACUUGUCUUGCUGUGCUUUUGUACAAAAUAACUACAUCUUCCAAGUACUGUCCUAAAUUCGCGCAAAUUGUGGUACAUGUAUAUUGUAUAGAAUUUAUAUGUAUGAACAAAAAAACUUAUCUUAUAUAGGUCUAUAUUCUUUCAGUUAUUUCGAUGAUCAUCUGUACAUGUACAUGUGACAACAAAAAAAUUUGCAUAUGCAUGUAAGUGCCUAAAAUUGCUGUAUCAUUUUGUUUUAUUUUAACAUUAUGUUUCAAUGUUUGAAUAUUAGAGAACAUUUUCAAUGAACAAAUGUAUGUUUGUGUAGUUUCUUCAGCAAUGUAUUCGUAACAACCCAGCUUUUUUUUUUGCAGCGUUCAAGCAACUCAAAGUGUUUUUGAAAUGAUAGAGAAUGCACUAAAGAGCGAAACAGGUUAGAAUCAUGAAUGCAGUUUUACAUGUAUUAAGUAAUAAAGGGAUCUUAUCUGACUCAAUGAUCUCUCGCUACAGCUUUUUCUUUGCAACCUAUCUACAGCUUGGCGCUUUAUAGGUUGUUUUAGCUAAAGACAAGUAAAAUUUAAAGAGACAGGGAUUCUAAAAUUCUAUCUGCGUCAUGCAUUAAGUGCGUUAAAUGAUAUACGACUCUUUGUUUUC